UGUCAGUGAGAGAAGGCUGACGAACAAUGAAGUAAGGCCCGGACCCAUCCGGACGCAAGUUGCUCAGCUGUCCAAGCUCAGUACAGUAAAUAAAGACCAGAUCAUUGAAGAUGAAGAAAUCAAAGACAGGUGAGGGUGAAGGGAUGCAAAAGCAGAGCAUUCAAGCUCACAACUGUUGGCUCUGUGGAUAUCGAUGCUCUCACGGUCAGCGUGGUCGCUUAAGUCACUUUUCACUUGGCUAUCGGUGGCCAUCAAUUUGAACCCAGCCUCACUAAUUCUGAGCAAGGUCCUCUGGGGCAACACGGUACUUCUGCACGACUUGUCGUAUGUCUCCAAGGCCGGCUUCAAUGUGGGACCCGCCGAGGUCGAGGCGAUGCGACUCGUGUCUCAGCAUACCUCCGUCCCGGUCCCCCACGUGAUCCACACCGCAUGCAGUGCUGGCUAUGGCAAUAUCGAGAUGACGAUCGUACCGGGAACCUCGCUCGACGGAAGAUGGGAUACAUUGGACGAACGGGGCAAGGAGUCCGUCUGCCGACAAACGUGGCAGCUCAUCACAGAGAUCCAGGCGAUUCCGCGGCCACCGGAGCUUGAAGACAUUGUCCGGUGCGGCGUCGACGGCUCCGUUCCCCGCGAUACCUUCUUCGAAGACCUGCAGGACCCUCCUCGCGCCCUCCGGAGUGAUGCCGAGCUGCGGGCCCGCAUCUGUGAGCGCUACCGGCAUUUCGGCGGCUGGCAGUAUGCAGCUGAUGAUCUAUCCAGGAUGCUGCCCCGAUCCGAGCGCACCAUCUUCACCCACGCGGACAUCGCGCCCCGGAACAUCAUGGUCGAUGCGAACAACCGGAUCACGGGGCUUCUGGACUGGGAGCACGCGGGCUGGUAUCCGGAAUAUUGGGAGUACGCGCAGAUCCUCCGGUCGGCGGCUUGGGGGGACUGGUCCGAAUGGAUGGACCGCACGGCACCGCGGCGAUGGGAUCUCCGGGGGAUAGAGGCUGCCAGGCUGGUACUGGCCUUGGUCUCCUCCGAUGAGGAGCCGGAGCCAGAGUGGUAGUCACUCACGGUGUUUAUCAUGGGGAUGGAUAGCGGACGGCUGACGGACUGACUUCACUACAACAGCCUACUCUACCCUCCCAGUGGACCUCACCUCUUCCACCAACGCCAGUCUUCAAAUCCUACACAGUACAUCCAGCAGCACAGUGAACUACCAACCUGGAUGCCUUCCAACCACCCAUAAUUGGGCCAAGCGAAUUCCGUGGGAAUAUGCACGAACAGCUGGACGCUCAAGGCGCAAGUGAAAAAGCCCAUGAACCAGCGUUGAUGUUGCCAGGAGGCUACAGGAGUGAUUUACCGCCACGAAUUGCGGAUACGGGCUGAGCGAUUAAUAUACUUGUUUUCUAAACACCGCGAUAGAAACAUUCUCGCACGUAUAAAGCUCACGACGUGGAGGAAUGAGGAAUGAGAUAGAAGAACGACCUUCAGAAGCAAAACCUGCCCGGACAAAUUGAUAAACCAUACAGUAUCCCGGGAGGGAUUGGACCU
Aspergillus aculeatus ATCC 16872 is the source of this 1536-nucleotide messenger RNA. RefSeq lists its product as uncharacterized. Lineage: Eukaryota; Fungi; Ascomycota; Eurotiomycetes; Eurotiales; Aspergillaceae. The transcript has 2 exons. Bases 194 to 1048 code for a protein of 284 amino acids. The record is from RefSeq and is a predicted model, not a curated record.